Molecule: messenger RNA, 1341 nt
Organism: Caenorhabditis bovis
Lineage: Eukaryota; Metazoa; Nematoda; Chromadorea; Rhabditida; Rhabditidae
Source: the annotation of a GenBank genome assembly
AUGCCAAGUUUCAGUGUGCCGAAUAAAAUGACGGUAUCGCAUCAAUUGUGCCUAUAUUUGAGAAAAAAUGAGACAAUUGAUUUCAACGCGCUGCUUAAUCACUCAACAAGAGAAGAAGUGGCAUCAAACAUUAAUAGGAUAACCUAUGCCUAUAUUGCUCCAUUUAUCAUCAUAUUCGGAAUCGUCGGAGACGUCCUUACGGUUGUUACGCUCACCCAUCAUCUGCUGAGAAAAUCGUCGAUUAUUUAUACAUAUCUAACACUACUCGCUAUGACCGAUUUGCUUACGCAAUUCUCCGUGAUUCCGAUGAUCAUGUGGCUGUUGGAUAUUCGUGCAUGCUCGGCAAUAUCGGCGUUUUUCUACGCUCAUAUUGGGUUUCCUUUGGCCAACGCUUUAAUGGGCUCGUCUGUCUGGAUUGUGGUAUUUCUAACAUUAUCGCAGUACAUGGCGGUGUGCAAGCCAUUCGCCUACGGAUUACGAUCUCGCAAAAUUUGCUUCCUAUUGUUCGUUCUAGCCUAUGCGUUCAAUUUUUGCAUAUAUGCGCCGUGGGCUGUGAAGAAGGAUGUUCAUGAUAUUUCAUCGAUUAUACCUGAGCAUCUGACGGAUUCCGUUUGCCCUUAUGUUGUAUGUGAUGCCAAGAGACCUGACUGGUUUGUAAUAUAUGAAACAUCACGCGAAUUGAUUUCACGGAUAUUCCCAUUCUUCCUGGUGGCGUUUCUCAAUAUUCGGAUUCUAAUCACUUAUAGGAAUACGAAAAAGGAUAGGAUGGAGAGGCUCGCAAACUCACAAAAACGAUUCAUGUAUGAGAAAAGCGAGAAGGAAGAGAAACGAUUAUUCAUUCUACUCUUCGCCAUUGUAAUUAUAUUUUUCAUUUGUACAAUCCCGGCGGCGCCGCUGACAAUUCUAGUGGCAGAUGCGAAGAGCAACAAUGCCGGAUUCCAGAUUUUCCGCGCAGUUGUAAAUUUGCUUGAGUUCACUAAAUUCGCUCUCAAUUUCUAUUUCUACUGUUUGAUUAAUCCUGACAUUCGUGGAAUUUGUGCCCAUGUGAUAAUGUGUAGGAAGCUCACGAGACCCCCAAGAGUUAAAGGCCAACCAACUACUCCAAUUUCAAUGUAUACUAGAUCCACAAAAAAUUCCACAAUUCGCGACGCUCAUAAGGGAAGUGAGAAACGCAAAGAAGAUCAUAAUGACAGUGUAAAACGCGCAGAUUAUUCAAGAAAUAGCUCAUUGAAAUCAAGAGAUAAUACGAAGAGAAUUGUACCCCCGGACACCUUAAUCGAAAAGCUAACAGUGAUUAAAGAGAAUGAGAGCGUGAACUCAGAAACUGGAGACCGCGUCUAG